Messenger RNA from Xiphias gladius (swordfish), 6563 nucleotides. RefSeq names its product ankyrin-3-like. NCBI's taxonomy places the organism in Eukaryota, Metazoa, Chordata, Actinopteri, Istiophoriformes, Xiphiidae. The record is from RefSeq and is a predicted model, not a curated record. Gene Ontology annotation, cellular component: T-tubule. The coding region runs from base 61 to 6081 and encodes 2006 amino acids. Gene Ontology annotation, molecular function: protein binding. Gene Ontology annotation, biological process: regulation of cardiac muscle contraction; signal transduction; protein localization to T-tubule. The transcript has 45 exons.
CUAGCUGCCACAGUUAUUGAGUGCUCAGGUUUCACACUUUCGGCUGCAGGGCUGAGAAACAUGGCAGUGGAGGAGGCAGCAGACUAUUUGGCAGAAACGGAUGUAAAUGCCUGCUACCUGCGAGCAGCUCGGGCCGGCAACCUAGAGAAAGCUUUGGACUACCUGAAGAAUGGAGUCGACAUCAACAUCUGCAAUCAGAAUGGUCUGAACGCUCUCCAUCUGGCCUCGAAGGAGGGCCAUGUGGAAGUGGUGGCUGAGCUCAUCAAGCAGAGCGCCAAUGUGGACGCAGCUACCAAGAAAGGAAACACAGCCCUCCACAUAGCUUCUCUUGCCGGGCAGACGGAGGUGGUGAAGGAGCUCGUCACCCACGGAGCCAACAUCAAUGCACAGUCUCAGAAUGGCUUCACUCCGCUGUAUAUGGCGGCGCAGGAGAAUCACUUGGAUGUGGUGCAGUUUUUAUUGGACAACGGCUCCAGUCAGAGCAUCGCCACCGAGGAUGGUUUCACUCCUCUGGCGGUGGCGCUGCAGCAGGGCCACGACCAGGUGGUUUCCCUCCUACUGGAAAAUGACACCAAGGGGAAGGUCCGCCUCCCGGCGCUGCACAUCGCCGCACGGAAAGAUGACACCAAGGCCGCCGCCCUCCUCCUCCAGAACGACCACAACGCUGACGUGGAGUCCAAGAGCGGGUUCACUCCUCUUCACAUUGCGGCUCACUACGGCAACAUCAACGUAGCAACACUCCUGCUGAACAGAGGGGCAGCUGUGGACUUCAAGGCGAGGAAUGACAUAACGCCGCUGCACGUAGCAUCCAAGCGCGGCAACAGCAACAUGGUGCGACUGCUGCUGGAGAGAGGGGCCAAGAUAGAUGCACGGACCAAGGAUGGUCUGACCCCUCUCCACUGUGGAGCCAGGAGUGGUCAUGAGCAGGUGGUGGAGAUGCUGCUGGACAGAGGAGCUCCAAUACUUUCAAAAACCAAGAACGGUUUGUCUCCCCUCCACAUGGCGACGCAGGGCGACCACCUCAACUGCGUCCAGCUGCUGCUGCACCACGAGGUGCCUGUGGACGACGUGACCAAUGACUACCUGACGGCGCUGCACGUGGCCGCCCACUGCGGACACUACAAGGUGGCAAAGGUCAUCGUGGACAAGAAGGCCAACCCCAACGCCAAGGCACUGAAUGGUUUCACUCCCCUGCACAUUGCCUGCAAGAAGAACAGAGUCAAGGUGAUGGAGCUACUUCUGAAGCAUGGAGCAUCUAUACAGGCGGUCACCGAGUCUGGUCUGACUCCGAUCCACGUUGCAGCAUUUAUGGGACAUGAAAACAUCGUCCACCAGCUGAUCAGCCACGGUGCUUCGCCAAACACAAGCAAUGUGAGGGGGGAGACAGCGCUCCACAUGGCAGCGAGGGCGGGACAGACAAAUGUGGUCCGAUAUCUGGUCCAGAACGGAGCUCGAGUCGAUGCCAAGUCCAAGGACGACCAGACUCCGCUGCACAUCUCAAGCCGCCUUGGUAAACAAGACAUUGUCCAUCAGCUGCUGGCCAACGGAGCAUGCCCAGAUGCCACGACCAGCUCAGGAUACACACCCUUACACUUGGCCGCCAGGGAGGGACACAGAGACGUGGCUGCGGCACUGCUGGAUCAAGGAGCUAGUCUGGGAAUUACUACUAAGAAGGGCUUCACUCCUUUGCAUGUUGCAGCAAAGUACGGGAAGAUCGAGGUCGCCAACCUGCUGCUGCAGAAGAAUGCUCAGCCCGAUGCCGCGGGGAAGAGUGGACUAACUCCACUGCAUGUGGCAGCACACUAUGAUAACCAGAAGGUGGCGCUGCUCCUGCUCGACCAGGGAGCCUCGCCGCAUGCGGCUGCGAAGAACGGUUACACGCCGCUCCACAUUGCGGCUAAGAAGAAUCAGAUGGAGAUAACCACCACGUUGCUGGAGUACGGCGCCUCCACCAACACAGUCACACGCCAGGGAAUCACUCCUCUGCACCUGGCAGCACAGGAAGGCAACGUGGACAUAGUGACGCUGCUGCUGGCUCGAGACGCUCCUAUUAACAUGGGCAAUAAGUCUGGUCUGACUCCGCUCCACCUGGCUGCCCAGGAGGAUAAAGUCAACGUUGCUGAGGUAUUAGUGAACCAGGGAGCAACUAUAGACCCUGAGACCAAGCUGGGAUACACUCCUCUGCAUGUGGCCUGUCACUAUGGCAACGUGAAAAUGGUCAACUUCCUGUUGAAAAAUCAGGCGAAGGUCAACGCUAAGACCAAGAACGGUUACAGCCCUCUCCAUCAGGCUGCACAGCAGGGACACACACACAUCAUCAACUUGCUGCUGCAUCAUGGAGCACUGCCCAACGAACUCACCACUAAUGGCAAUAGUGCUCUGUCCAUUGCCAGGAGGCUCGGCUACAUCUCUGUAGUUGACACACUCAGAGUGGUCACAGAGGAAACCCUGACCACUCAGACUGUGACGGAGAAGCAUAAGAUGAAUGUCCCAGAGACCAUGAACGAGGUGCUGGACAUGUCCGAUGAUGAAGUCCAUAAAGCCAAUGUCCCCGAAAUGAUCACAGAGGACUAUUUAUCUGAUGUGGAAGAAGGUGACGAUGCAAUGACGGGGGACACAGACAAAUAUCUGGCCCCCCAGGACCUGCGGGAGCUGGGGGACGACUCGCUCCCUCAGGAGGGCUACAUGGGCUUCAGCGUGGGUGCGCGGUCACAGAGCCUGCGUUCCUUCAGUUCUGAUAGGUCCAACACGCUGAACCGGAGCUCGUUCACACGGGACAGCAUGAUGAUAGAGGAGAUGCUGGCACCCAAUAAGGAGAUGCAUUUGGCGGUGGCUAAGGACUUUGACAGCGACUCUCUGAGGAGGUACAGCUGGACUGCAGAUGCUCUGGACAACGUCAACCUAGUCUCCUCACCAGUACACUCCGGGUUCCUGGUCAGCUUCAUGGUCGACGCCAGGGGCGGCUCCAUGAGAGGAAGUCGUCACAACGGCAUGCGCAUCAUCAUCCCGCCGAGAAAGUGCACAGCGCCCACCAGGAUCACCUGUCGACUGGUCAAGAGGCACAAACUAGCCUCGCCUCCUCCGAUGGUGGAAGGAGAAGGCCUGGCCAGCCGACUGGUGGAGGUCGGUCCGGCUGGAGCUCAGUUCCUCGGGCCUGUGAUCGUGGAGAUCCCUCAUUUUGGCUCGAUGCGGGGCCAGGAGAGAGAGCUGAUCCUGCUGCGCAGCGAGAACGGAGAAACCUGGAAGGAACAUCUGUACGACUAUAAGACUGAUGACCUCAAUCAGCUUCUCAACGGGAUGGAUGAAGAACUGGACAGUCCUGAUGAGCUGGAGAGGAAGAGGAUCUGCCGCAUCAUAACCAAGGACUUUCCACAGUACUUUGCCGUGGUGUCUCGGAUCCGACAGGAGACCAAUCAGAUGGGACCUGAGGGUGGGACUCUGUGCAGCCGGAGCGUCCCAUUGGUUCAGGCCUCCUUUCCUGAGGGGGCGUUAACCAAGAAGAUUAAAGUUGGACUGCAGGCCCAGCCGGUACCUGAUGAGACUGUGAAGAAAAUCCUUGGAAACCGAGCAACCUUCAGCCCCAUUGUUACCGUGGAGCCCAGGAGAAGGAAGUUCCACAAACCCAUCACCAUGACAAUCCCAGUCCCUCCCCUCUCGGGGGAGGGGCUUACCAACGGCUACAAAGGAGACUGUACUCCCUGCCUCCGGCUUCUCUGUAGCAUUACAGGUGGUACGUCCCCGGCACAGUGGGAAGACAUCACAGGCACAACUCCUCUCACCUUCGUCAAGGACUGUGUCUCCUUCACCACCAAUGUUUCUGCAAGGUUCUGGUUGGCCGACUGCCACCAGAUCCCAGAGACGGUGGGUUUGGCCAUGCAGCUGUACAGGGAGCUGAUCUGCGUGCCCUACAUGGCCAAGUUUGUGGUGUUUGCUAAGAUGAAUGACCCGGUGGAGUCCAGACUGAGGUGCUUCUGUAUGACGGACGACAAGGUGGAUAAGACCCUAGAGCAGCAGGAAAACUUUGAGGAGGUGGCCAGGAGCAAAGACAUAGAGGUUCUGGAGGGCAGGCCCAUCUAUGUGGACUGCUAUGGAAACUUGGCUCCUCUGACUAAAGCCGGUCAGCAGUUAGUUCUUAACUUCUACGCCUUCAAGGAGAACCGUUUGCCCUUCUGUGUCAAGGUGAGAGACCCCAGCCAGGAGCCCUGCGGUCGUCUCACUUUCCUCAAAGAGUGUAAGACCACAAAGGGCCUUCCACACACUGCUGUGUGCAACCUGAACAUCACACUUCCUGCAGUGAAAAAGACUGAAAAGCCAGAGCGACGUCAUACCUUUGCAUCCCUAGCCUUACGUAAGCGCUACAGCUAUCUGGCCGAGCCUGCACUGAGCCCUCAGAGUCCCUGUGAGAGAACAGACCUCCGCAUGGCAAUAGUAGCUGACCACCUUGGACUCAGCUGGACUGAGCUGGCCAGGGAGCUGGAUUUCUCUGUGGAAGAGAUCAACUUCAUCAGAGUGGAGAAUCCCAAUUCCCUGACAGCACAGAGCUUCAUGCUCCUAAAGAAAUGGGUGCACAGGGACGGUAAAAAUGCCACAACGGAUGCUUUAACCGCGGUGCUGACUAAGAUCAAUCGGUUGGAUAUUGUGACUUUGCUGGAAGGGCCCAUAUUUGACUACGGUAACAUUUCAGGCACACGCUGCUUUGCCGAUGAUAACGCAGUAUUCCCGGAUCAGUCCGAUGGAUACCACAAUAUAGAUCUGGAGCUGCAAACCCCCUCAGACCUGAACUACGAGCCCCCCACCCCGCUACGCUCAGACGACUUCUUUGGCGAGGGUGAUGCUAGCGUAGAUUCCCCUAGCAAAACCACGCUUACUAGACCUAGCGAACUCUCUCUCACUCAGACCACCAGUAUCUCCAGCGGUGACCGCCUCAAAAUCGCCCCAGGCGCUGUCUCCUAUGCCCCAGAGCCCCCCAUUGUUGGGGCAGAAGAUACAACCUUGACCACUGGGGAGAGAGUGGAAGAAAAGACAGGGAUGUUUUCUUAUGAGAGGCCAGAUAAUGACAGAAGGGCAGUCGAGAAGUCAGGAAAGGGGAUAGAAGAACUGCAGGCAGGGCAAGAUGUUGCUUUGGAGAGAAACCAAAAAGAAGAUGCUGCCUCAGACAUUGGUCAAGGUAAUGGAAGGCAGGAAGAAGAGGGAGAAGAAGAAGAGGAGAUGACCCAGGAGAGGCUGCAGAGUCUGCUGGAGGAUAUCAAGCUGGAGGGAGGCUUCGAGGAUGUGGAGAUGACAGAGGAGAGGGUGAAUGCCAUCCUUGAACAAGUACGGCAAGCAGAAAAAGUCGUGUGUUCAGUUUCAGGUUGGAGAAGUGCGACGUCCGACAUGAUCAUAGAUUCAUCACUGCCUGGCACUGAGGAGGGCAGCCCCGAAAAUCUAGCUGAUUUGCUGGAGCAGCCCUCGGCUCAGACCGACAGACAGAAUGGAGGUCAAACUGACGUAGCGAGGGAAGGAAAGGAAAAGGAGGCCAAGAGGAAAGGAUCUCAGGAUGAAAGCAGCACAGCGGGACCAAGCAGAGGCCAGGAGGAGGGAGGUGACAGGUCCCAGCACAAAGUCCAGGGGGGCGUUAGAGCUGAAGAGUCCGGCUCUGACGAGGAGACCACUGUCACCACCAGGGUGUACCGCAGACGGGUCAUACUCAAGGGAGAGGAGGCCAGAAACAUUCCGGGAGAGUCUGUGACGGAGGAGCAGUUCACAGAUGAAGAGGGGAAUCUGGUCACCAGAAAAGUGAUCAGAAAGGUGGUGCGCCGCAUUGUCAACUCAGAGGAAACGAGGGAAAGUGAAGGCGAAACUGUUACAGAAGAAGGAGCCGGUGGCGGCGGCGGCGGUGGUGGUGGUGGUGGUGGUGGUGGAGCAGAUGCUGCUUCUUCCGCAGGAGCAGCAGCAGGAGCCACAGGGGGGAAGGGCAAGAGGAGAGGGAAGCGCUCCCGACAGGGCCACAAGGCUGAGAGGUCUGGAGAGGAGGCCCAGAGAGCGAAAACUGAGCCUGGAGACGGCGCCAACAAGAAACAAGGGAAGAGGAGUCAGUCAUAACAGUGGAGCUCUACACUGAACCUGGUCCACAAGACGUCCACCUGCGGCACCAGACGCACCCUGGGAGGGAAAACCGGACUGGAGCCUCUGAAAACGAAGGAGCCUCGUCAAUCGGCCAAAACGUGUCCGACGCUUUCACUUAACAACGCAUGGUUUUCAGCAAGACAACGCAAAACAAGUUACUUUUUCUUUGAUUUCGCAUGAGCAUGUCACCAAACUCACAACACCGAAGGACACGCAUGGACGUGAGCUGGAACUUUCUUUUAUCUUGGAUGAAUGAAAGGCGUCUGAGACCAAAGACGGUGCAAACAGGAAAAAAGAAAAACAGAAAAAGAAAAAAAAAAAAGAAGAAACCUGCUGACAGAAAAGGAAGACUUGUGAUUCACUCAGACACUCGCCUUAUAUGGUCUAUUUUUUCCUCCUGGACCCACAGUAUUGGGGUGCACCAUGUGGUUCUUUUUUAAAAAAAAAAAAAAAAAAAA